Penicillium verhagenii is the source of this 1002-nucleotide messenger RNA. RefSeq names its product phytanoyl-CoA dioxygenase family protein. The record is from RefSeq and is a predicted model, not a curated record. NCBI's taxonomy places the organism in Eukaryota, Fungi, Ascomycota, Eurotiomycetes, Eurotiales, Aspergillaceae. Bases 1 to 1002 code for a protein of 333 amino acids. The transcript has 2 exons.
AUGACUACAACUCAGCUUGAGACUCUCACGAGCACAAUUCACCAUUCACUAUUCAAGCUUCAUGGUCCAUAUGGGGACUGGCGGGAUGAACUCCAAUCCCAAGGAUUUGUGAUUAUCAAAAAUGCGAUAUCCCCCGAGAAAGCGGAUUAUUAUCAACAGAAGGCACUAAAUUGGCUUUUAUCUUUCAACCUGGGUCUUGACUUCAAUGAUCCAUCUACAUGGGUAGACCGAUGCCUUCCAGUGCAGGGCAAAGCCAAUAAUUACGCCGGGUAUUCUGUCGUCCAUGAGAGGUUCAUGUGGGAAGCGCGAAUGGAGCCUAAGAUUCUAGAGGCAUUUGCAAAGAUAUGGGGCACGGAUGAGUUAUUGGUAUCUUUCGAUGCCCUGAAUAUCACCUUGCCGAACCGAGAGGACGCGCCGGCCAAGAAGCCGUGGCCACAUGUUGAUCAAUCGCCUACUCGACGAGGUCUUCACUGUGUCCAGGGUAUUAUCAAUCUUAGCCAUGCUGGGCCUGAAGAUGGCUCCCUUAUCCUUCUCCCCAAAUCGAAUACUCUGUCCGAUGAGUUCUUCGAAACGCAGGUUGACCCAUCGACUUGGCUGAAGAAGGAUUUCCGAUUUCUUAGCGAUGAGGAAAUGAAAUGGUAUGAAUCUCGAGGGGCCAAGCCUAUCAAGGUUCUCGCGGAGCCCGGGGAUUUGAUCCUCUGGGAUUCCCGGACUGUACACUGGGGUGGUGAGCCUACAUCUCAAAGCAACACCAUUCGGACGGUGAUCUAUGCUUCGUAUUCACCAGCGAGUCUGGCCAGUGAAGAAACCUUGGAGCGCAAGAAGGAAGCGUUCGAAUCUUUCCGAGCAACCACGCACUGGCCCCACGAUAACGUCGUUCUCCGUGAUAAAACCCUCUACUUUCCCGAUGGUACUCUCGAGACUCGCAACCGAUCUAAGCCUUUGGAAGAGCCCGAGUACACAGAUAAGCUACUUCGACUUGCUGGAGUAAAGCCCUAUUGA